Molecule: messenger RNA, 6282 nt
Organism: Linnemannia hyalina
Lineage: Eukaryota; Fungi; Mortierellomycota; Mortierellomycetes; Mortierellales; Mortierellaceae
Source: the annotation of a GenBank genome assembly
AUGGUGCUGCAUCAGAAGACAAAGCAGGCCUUCCAGUCAAAGGACCUCUCCGUAGCCUACGCGAGCUGCUGGUCCGACCUCAUCGAGCCAUUCAAGGCUGACACUGCAGACCAGCCUCUCGUUGCUGCCUGGUUCCACUUUAUCAACGAGUCCCGCCAGGAGCAGGAGAAGUACGGUCGCACAACAACCCAGCAACAGGCCGCUGCCUUCAAGAAGCUCGAGCAAGCUGCAAGGACACAGAGGGAGAAGCAUGGAUCAUAUCUGGAGCGACCUGACUUCCAGGUGGCAUUCUCUCGCUUCAUGGCACUCUAUUACUUUGCCUCCGCCAAGCUGUCGUCCAGGAAACAGAUCUUUGCUCUCAUCCAAUCCCUCCAGUCUCAAUUACAAUUCGACGAGGCCGAUCAGAACGGACCCAUUGUCUCUGCUAUGCGAUCUGUUAUCAUGAACGACAUCUUUUCCGUCAAAGGACAACCCUGCAUCGAGAUCGAUAUGGCAUGGCACCAGCGCGCUCUCACCCUCUAUACCACCCUCGACUACGCCAUGGGACGAGCUGCGAUUCACGCAGACAUGGAUGCCAUCCUCGACCAACUCUCAUUACUGCUUCAUACCAGAGUCGAAACCACUAACGUCGAUGUGGGCAGGGACCACAUCCCAAGCGCAUACACGGAAGCUAUGAUGGAUCUUGAGUUCAUUCUCAAACUCAUCCUCGCCAUUAUCUCUCGCCUAAUCGUCAGUAACAACGACAACCGACAGUCAGAGCUAUCAACUUCAUCCACACACCAAUUCGAGAUUUCAUCAACACACACCACACAACCGUACAUUCUCCGGAUCCUCGAGGACGCCAUCACAGUAUCUUCUUCUCCAGCAUACCACCGCGACGUGUCUUCGAUCUCAGGAAUGAUCUUUGCCAACUUGGUCGAUCUGACCUCGCCCAACGUUCAGGAAGCAACCCGCAGGAUAGUCGGGCUUGUCUUUGGCGCCAAUGGACAGGAUCUUGCAUACCUCCCCAAGAUUCCACAGGUCAUGGUCGAGAUGGACUUCGGAUGGAACACCUACUUGGGAGAAAAGUGCGGUCCAGGAGAGGAGGAUGCAGGAAUGUACAUGUUGGGCGUCGUACGUGGACUUUUAACCAACAUCCGUCCGGAGGCCCUGGUGAUGACUGUCGAGCACAUUUCUCAUUGGUACGCCCCUGCUGUCUUUGACGAUCUCAACAAGGGCAACUUGGUUUUGCACCAGGUCCUCUUCCAUGCGAUCGCUUAUCUCUGUGCCACUUCCAAGGACAUGUCGAGCAAGACCAGCGCCUUUGAGACGAUGGGACACUGGCUUCAACAGACAAAGCUGCACUUGGGUGACAAAUCGACAGCAUCAACAGAGAUGAAGCAAGCGCUGGCGAACUGUAUCAACGAGCAGGCGCAGGAGAAACUCGCGACCUACGUUCUCGACUACUGGGAGGAUCCUGUCGACGCCGUUCAACACAAGGUCAAGAACAUUCUGGAGCUGCUUCUGGACAUUGUCUACCUCAAGGCUCAACUCAGCAAUGAGCACACCACCCCAGCAUUCGUCACGGAUCUCCUUCAGCGCAUCCUUAUGGCGGAUGGUCACAGAAAGUCCAAGCACCCUAUUCUAGCCAUCUUGGUGGAACGAGUCCCUAUGGCAGAGGUCAUUCACCUUCGACAGGACGCUCUUUCUCAGGCCAUUCUCGCUCUGGAACAGCUCGCCACUGCGCCCGGUGCAGCCGUUGCGAUUAACGCGAUGAUCGAAAAGUCAUGGAAAGAGUGCCUCGAACUGGAUGUCAAGAACGCUAACGUCCUCGCGGUCGCAGCAAAGAAGUCUGACAAGAACACUGGAAAGGCGAUAGAGGACUCAGCAAUGGAUGCGACUGCUACCCGCUCAGCACGCAAGGCUGCCAUCCAACCAUGGGUGGACUUUUGGAUGAAAUCGGUGACCCAGGCUCUGACGACCGACAACGAUUUGAUCCGCAAGCAUCUGGGACACUUUAUCUUCUCGCCACUCUUUUCGACUUGCCCCGAGGCAUUCUGGACUUUGCUCGACGUUCUGAACGACACCACCAAUGUCACCUACCCAGGAUACAUUUCGGACGAGCAGUAUCGUUUCAACGCCAUUGUGCUCUCGAUCAAGAUUGCUCGCUCGCUGGAUCUGGUCGAUGCCAGCAACUAUGUUGAUUUCUCGUCAACAACCGCCACAAACGACUCUGGCAAGCCCAAGAUCGACAUCUCUGUUCUUCACUCGGCUAUGCAUCAUGCUUCAGCAGAUAUCCGCAUCGACGUCCUGGGUAUCCUCUGCGAGUCCCGAAAAUCGACUACACCCGUGGCAUUGAUGGAAUACGAUCUGCUGAAGAAGUUCCUCCCCCUCAACCUCAACGCCGUCGUACCCGAUUUCCGUCAGAAGCUGUACUCGCACCUGGCCAAGUUCCUGUUCCGUGUGCGAGGCAACUGUUAUGUGUUGGCGCGUGAGAUUUCUCGACUCCACACACCAGUUGGCAAGAAGAACUUGAGCGAGGCAGAUGCGAACGAGAUGAUUCAGGAGCGUGAGGCCAAGGUUGCCGAGACAAAGGCGUUCCUGGAGUGGCUUCUGGACCAUAUUUUUUCUUCGAUCUACCCAGGAUCAUCCUUCCAGCGUGUCUCGACAAGUUUGCGUUUACUUGGAGUCAUGAUCAAGACCUUUGGAAUCAAGACCACCCCCUUGCCUCCUGGCUCAAAGCCCAACGACAUCUCUCGCUUCCCAUUCCAGCUCCCCAUUGCCAGCAAGGAGCACACCAAGAUUCUUUUGGGCUGCCUCUUGAACCCCUUCGACCACUGUCGUGAGCAAGCCUUGGAGAUUCUGAUGAACUUUGACGCGCCUUUUGAAGGCUACGGCACCAAAGAGUCUGUUGAUGGGUUGGUCCGUUGGGGACUUGACUGGCUCAAGAGCACCAGAGCCGGUGAGAGUGAUUCGGGCGGAUUGGUUCUCAAGAUCAUAUUUGUCAAGUACGCCAUCGAGCUCGGAUGGGACAUUGAUCUGCCAUACGAUGGUUCUGAGGAGUUCAAGGACGUCAAGUUUGCAGCCUACACGGGAAACCCCGCAGUUGACUUCACAAUCCGCUUGCAGAACUUGCUUCGCGUUCAAUUGGAGAGGGCUCGUCAGAACCAACUGGACGCGGCAUACCAUCACCCAGUUCACGGAACCCUGAUCGGCCUUCGCUACCUCUUCUCGUCCAUCGACUAUGCCUCCCCACUUGUCACCAAUCACCGCCCUCUUUGGCAGGCAGUCCACGCGGACAUGAUGGAUCUGGUCGAGAGCGUCUGCGGCGUAGUCAUGGGCGUUCUUUCAAACCCCUCGCCCGAGGGCAACAUCCCAGCCACAUUCACUGAGAUGGAAGAGUCGAUCGAUGCUGUUAUCAGUUCUUCAGGCGGAGACGAGUUUGAGCAGAGCGGUGGGCCCAACCAUCAGGUUAUCCUGAGUUACUGCUGGCGCGCUAUUAAGGAGUCGUCUUCACUUAUGGAGUUGGUCCUUUCCAAGGCCACCCUGGGCGGCAGCGCACUUAAGACUGAUGGUAUUCUGGAGCCCAACGCUCUCGACCGCGCUGGAAGUUUGUUCAGACGAUUGUUGACGACUAUACGUCAUCCAGGUGCCUUCUCGUCCGUCUUCCCAGCUUACAUCUCGCUCUGCACAAGACUGCUCAACUCGGAGGAUUCGGCGUUAGCCGCUCUCCCAAGGGUCUGGCUCGAAGAGAACCUGGACUCUAUUCUCAGUGACUCUAUCUCGGUCACCCGUCGAUCUGCCGGAUUGCCUCUCUGCAUCCUGGCCAUUGUCAACGCCGAGUUGUCCGACAACCGCCGCACCCUGCUUCCCAUGGUCAUGCGUCGUGUCAUGGCGAUCGCAGAAAAGCCCGUCAGCCCCGAUGCCAACCAUCAGGUCGACUUGCCUCAGAUCCACGCCAUGAAUGUUUUGCGUCGCCUCUUUAUGGACGCCAAGCUUAGCACCUCGGUCCUCCCCUAUGUCGGUCAAGGACUUGAGCUCUCUAUCCGCGCAUUCUCGUCGCCAUCAUGGGCUGUCCGUAACUGCGGUGUCAUGUUGUUCUCGACCCUAUUGCACCGUGUCUUUGGAGCCAAGAGGGUCCGUGAUGAGCAUUUGGCGAUUAACGGUAUCACCAGUCGCGAGCUCUUUGCUCGUCUUGAAGGACUGUGCGAUUUCUUGCAGAGUCAGCUCGAGGUGGCGGUUAGGCAGCUGUUGGAUGCCGAAUCAGCUCAAGAUCGUGUCCAUCCUGGCCUCUACCCCGUUUUGACACUCCUUUCUCGUUUGCAGCCCAGUCUUCAUGCCGACCCAGCCGAUGCGGUCGACGGCGGCAUGUCUGCCUUUGUCACCCUCGUCCGUCGGUGUGCUGCAAGUGCCAUUUGGAAAACCCGCGAGAUGGCGGCCCGUGCGUUGAUCCCUCUGAUUGCCUCUCACGAUUUGAUGGAUUGGAUCGUCGAUAUUUUGCAGGGCUGCGCCAAGGACAAGAUUUCCCAGAACGAAGUCCACGGUCUUUUGGUCCAGGUUCAGUUCCUUCUGCGUGGCCAUCUCCUGGGAGAGGGCGUUGCCGAUCGCGUAGUUCGAAAGUCAUUCGUGACGCGUUUCGCAGACGUGUUUGGGCCCGUGACGGAGCGUGUUCUCAAGACUGGAUGCCAGCUGAACCGGUGGAUGGUGCUUUCGAUCUAUGCCGAGUUUGUCCUCGGGGAGACCUGGAUGGGUCGUAACUCUGUGCAGGAGGAGGAAGGUGCAGAGAUGGAGAUGGAGAGUGAGAGGGAGGAGAUGAAGCGUCUGAGUACUAUCCACUUCAAGAGCAUCCGCGAUUUUAUUAUCGACUAUGCUGUGGUCGGUCUCUUGGAGGAGAAGAAGACUUAUCGUCAACACAUCGGAGGCCACCUUGUUCGCCGCCUUAUGGCCAGAACGGUCAUUUCAGCAACUGUUCUUGGAGUGAACGCCGCCAUGACCAGGGACCAGAUCACCGGCAUUGUGACAUCCCUCUUGAAUGACGCCGACUAUGAAGUCCGCUUGGAGACACUGGAGACCCUGCAGAUGUGGCUCGAGUCGAACCGGGAGGGUGUUCAGACCUACUUGGAUGCGUCUGUCAUUCACAACACGCUCAUCAACACACUGUUCAAGGGCGAGGAGAAUCUGGAGUGUCUCCGCCUCGAGGUUGCGUUGAUGUCCAAGUUUGGAGGCAACAAGCCCUUCCCCGAGGGAUCCCAUAUUGACAUUGUCGAGUUCUGGAACCGUCUCUGCACGCAUAUUGAUGAUGAGACCAUGGGCGGUAUUGCUGUUGUCGAAGCCAUCCUGCCUGCCACUGGAAACGUCUUUGCUCAAAUCUGGAACGAUUCCAAGGUUGAAGAGUCCCUGCGGAUUGACUGCUUGAACCGCUGGUCAACCUCCAUCCACAAAUACGCCAACGAAUAUCAAACCUUGCAGCUCCGAGAGGCAGCCCUGGAAUCAAUUUCCUUCUUCACAUCCCAGCUCAUGGACCCGCACCAACCACACCCAUCCACCACCAAAACACCAGCCUACCUUCGACUUCUUGAAACCUUGACCUGGCAACUUCAGGACGAUGAAGCAGAAGUCCGUGAAGAAGCUACGCUGAUUGUUUCUAGAGGAAUCCAGCUUCCAUAUGCCGUCUCGUCCGAGAAGGCAUUGACGCUCGUCUACGACCACCAGGUUGUACUCUUUGCGGGACCGGACGCGAACGAAGAGCAGAUCCGGUUGUUGAUUCAGGCGCUUGUUUUUGGAUUAUUGGGAACUGAAGACCCAGCGCGUAUUGUGUCAGAGUCUCUGCAGCCAAGCAAGACCCUCUUCGACAAGGAAUCCCCCAACUUGUACCGUGAACCCCUCAUCUCGAUGCAAUUGACCCAACGCGCCCUGGAACAGAUCCAAAACCGACCCAACCUUCUCGCAUCCGCACUGGCCGCUCUUCAAGCAUACCAACAAGAAUCCAUCCAGCAGGCGACGCGGGUUCAAAAGGCUGUUGAGGAAUGGAGUCAUUCUGUUGAAGAAGGACAAACAGGGACAGGAGUGACAGCAGGAAGAGGAGGAGGAAGGAAGGAUCGGUCGCCUUGGGGAAUCAGUGGUCGGAAACCGGUCUUUGAGGUCCUUUGGCGUCUUGCUAGUGGAAGCAGUCUUUUGAGAGCAGCUGGAGAGGAGAAGGGCUCGUACUCGGCGGAGCUUCUUCAUGACGCAUCAAAGGUCCAUCCAGUCGUUAUUGAGGCCAGUCAGAAGAACGAAGAGGCGCGUUUGUUCUUGAUCGAGUAA